GUACUGUGUUGCAGAGACGCCAGUUUGGAUUCGUGAUCGCGGGAGCUAGGACGCCCACAUCCAGACAAGCACACCAGCCGAUCUGCUCACAAGACUGACGUCCGCACCGACCCCUCAUUCCUUGACAACAUCCAUUAGCCGAUCCGUCGGAUACCCGAGCCAAAAAGAUGGCUGGAGACCCCAGCCACAAUGUCCACCAGGACUUACUUCCCCAUGUGCACCUGCUAUCAACGUUUCGAUAUGCGACGAUGCCCAGGGUCGACCUGCCUGAAGUAACAAAAUGGCUGUUGCAGGCACCCAAGAUCGCGCGGGACACGGCACCCUUCUACUGGACAUACCUCGACUGCCCUGCCGACGGCUCCAUCUUCUUGACGUGGCAACCGACGUCGCGCCGUGGUACCGAAUUUGCCAGCGAUGGAUAUAUAUGGGCGGGACCUGAGUUGUCAUUCCAGCAUAACGCGGGCAACGGCUUGAUCCUCGACAUCCAUUUCCAGAGAACAGGGUACAGGAUGGGUGAGCAGAUUGCAAUACAUUCGAGACGGCGCUUCCGCCUUUGCCCAUCCCAAGCGCAUGCCCCAAACAUUCCCCAAGUCGACCCCAACCUCUGGAUAAUCCACUAUGGACCGGCCGAAAAGAACGACAGGGUACCCGUUAACCAUAUCGGUAUCCCGCCGAUGAUGCAGCCCAUUCUCGGCUUCCGUCAACACUUGUUCCAGAUGGGACAAAUCGUUCGAAAGGAGUUCAUGCUGUCGGAUCGGGUCAACUGGCCGCAGAUUCCCUUCCCCCAGCGCGGCCAGUCGAUGUAUGCGCCGCCAAUGCCGCAACGUCACGUCCCUCAAACCAUGGCUUAUCCCCCACACGCCGCCCCGACAAUUGGGCCCACGCCCAAGAGAAGGGGAGGGCAUACUCCUGGGGGCCAGCAGGGCCAGAUAAUGGGAGCGCCUUACAGCGCUGAGGCAGCGUUUGAUGACGAGGAGGAUGUUUCUCGUGGCGACAUGUUCGAUCAUCUCAGCCCGCGCGAAAUAAGCAUGGCUCGGUAUCAGCAAAAUCACGAAUGGAUGGAGGAGAUUCUGUCAUCGCCCUACCGUAUUAACCAGAUUGAGGCUUCGGAUCUAGGGUUAGGACGGAAAGGGGAGCUCUCCUCACUUACGGAGGGCAUUUUCGAGGCCCAAGGUGCCGAUGCAUUGGUCUCCGGGCCGAAGAAACCGUACACUGGCCAGCUCGACCCCGGCCUGGCGGACGAGUUCCGCAAGCGAGUGACGCAGCGAAACGACGCUAUGAGGGCCGAGAUUGAUGAGAUGAAGGCGCAGCAUGCUAAAUUGCUCGCAAGGUUCAAAGGUAACGCCGCUAUCAAGCAUGCGGAGCAAGAGCUGCGUGCGGCUACGCAGGGCACAGGCACCGAGUUGUGGCGGCUCGAGGGAAGGCUGAAGGAUGAUGAGGAAGAUGGCGUCCACUGGAAUCAGAAACCCUCGAGAACGCUUGAGGAGAUCGUAGCCAGUGUUGAGGAACUGGUUGGCAAGCGCGCCGUGGUCGUCAGCGACGUCCACCGUGUUCAGGACGGCGGCUAUCAGCCGCCGGCCCCUGAGCCAGAACUCAUGCAACCGCAGCCGCAAGUGCCUGGAGGCGCUAAUCUCUCAGGCGUCAUGUCUCGACAGCCAUCGCACGCCGGGUCCGGCAUGCUGAUGAUGGGUGACUCGGACAUUGACAUGGGCGGCACGGCAGCUGGUCUCCUCAAUGACAUGCACACCGGCUUCUCGUCCACCUCAACACCCAUUAACAACUUCCCAACCCCGCAGCCUCACCUGUCCGCUAUCCCCUCCACCGUGGCAACUCCCACAAACCUCAAUGUCCCCUCGCCAGCCCAAGCACUGCCUUCACAAACCUCUGCGCCAGGUCAACAAGACGUCCCAACGGGCGAGACAGAAUCGUCCAAAGACGGCACCACCGCACCCGACCAGGGCACCGGGAGCGGGGACUGGGUCGUCGUUCCCAAGGAUGACACUAUCCCGCCGUCUGCCAUUGCGACAACGCAGCCCCUAACGACCACAGGCGCCGCCGUGCCAUCGACUAGCAAGCCCGCCUCAGCAGCGGCCACGCCCGGCGCCGGUCUCGACAACGAUUUCAGUUCGCUCGGGGAUCUGGACACGGCCGGCGACGCGCUGGCGAGCUAUGACCCGCCCAGUGGCGACGAGCUGAAUAUGGACAUGGAGGACUCGGCGUUCGGAGACGCCUUCCACGGGGUCGAGCAGGCGGGCGGGAUGCGGGGCGAUACACCUGCCGGGGAGGGGAUGUGAUUCCCAUAGCCGGCCGGGAUUGCGGAAAUUGGUGUAAGUUUGUGUUACGGUGUGUGCUUGUUUAGCUGGUUUGGCUGGUUGGCCGUCUGUAUUUCGGGUAACGGGGUCCCUGGUCCUUGGGGACUGGUCAUAGGCGUGAGUCGUAAGAUAGUCCCCAUGUAAGGGCUGGUUAUUAUAUUGCGUUCUUAUCUUGCUCCUUGGAUGGACAUGGGAAUCGUAGUUAUUCUACCUAAAACUUCGGAAAUGGGAUUGAGAACCGCCUCGUGGAGCGAAUCGAAUCCCUAUCGAGAGGGAAACACCUAUGUUGCUGACUGAUUGUCUUGCUCUACGGAGCGGGCUAUUCUUCUUACAAAACAUUCUUGUUAUCGUCGAACUCUGCAGAAGGGUGGGUAAUUCCCAGGUAGAAACUCUCUUAUGGAGUCAUAGAGAGAAAAGACAAAUAACACACUGGAAGCUUGUCUGUCCCUUACUCGGCCCUGCCCAGUUCCGAG
This is a messenger RNA of Chaetomium strumarium, 2785 nucleotides long. RefSeq lists its product as uncharacterized. Gene Ontology annotation, biological process: chromatin remodeling. The record is from RefSeq and is a predicted model, not a curated record. NCBI's taxonomy places the organism in Eukaryota, Fungi, Ascomycota, Sordariomycetes, Sordariales, Chaetomiaceae. Bases 168 to 2294 code for a protein of 708 amino acids. The transcript is spliced from 3 exons.